GACAGAGACACAGGGAGAUAGGGGCGAUGGCCGCCGAUGGUGUAUGCGGGGAAUCGGUGGAUCAGUACCGGGCCGAGUUGGAGCGGCUCACCCAGGAACUGGCGGAGGCGAACCGGGAGAAGAUCCGGGCUGCGGAGUGCGGUCUUGUUGUCCUGGAGGAGAACCAGGCGCUGAAGCAGAAGUAUGCAGACCUGGAGACCGAGCAAGAGACUCUCAGGAAAGAGCUGGAACAAUUACAGGAGGCGUUCGGCCAGGCUUACACCAACCAGCGUAAGGUUGCAGAGGAUGGGGAGACCAAUGAGGAGACGUUGCUGCAGGAGUCAGCCUCUAAGGAGGCCUACUACAUGGGCCGACUUUUGGUGCUGCAGAAGGACGUGACGCUAAGCCGUUCUGUGGCGUCCAACGCCCAGGCCGAGAACGAGAGGCUCAAUGAACUCGUGCAGGACCUACGAGAGAGUAACGAGAUGCUGGAGCUACAGAGGAGUCGAAUGAGGGAUGAGGUCAAGGAGUACAAGUUCAGAGAGACCAGGCUGCUUCAGGACUACACAGAGCUGGAGGAGGAGAACAUCACGCUGCAGAAACUGGUGUCCACGCUCAAGCAGAGCCAGGUAGAGUAUGAGGGACUGAAACAUGAAAUUAAGGUACUGGAGGAGGAGACUGUUCUCCUCAACAGUCAGCUUGAAGACGCGUUACGUCUGAAGGACAUUUCUGAGGGUCAGUUGGAGGAGGCCUUGGAUGCCCUCAAGAGUGAGCGCGAGCAGAAGAACAAUCUGAGAAAGGAACUGGCCCACUACAUCAGCCUGAGUGACAGCGCCUACGGGGCAGGGGCCCAUCUGGCGUUCACCGUCACUGGCGUGGAGGGCCUCAAGUUCCCUGAGGAUGCUGCUAACGGCAACAACGAGGACAGCAACCGCCGCAAUGGCCACGUUCACACAGGCACCGGAUUGGCUAAAAUGAACGGGGAAUACCGACCAGGCCGGAAAGGAGAAGGCCUGCACCCCGUGCCGGACCUGUUCAGUGAGCUCAACCUGUCGGAGAUGCAGAAGCUCAAACAGCAGCUGCUACAGGUGGACUGCGAGAAGUCGGCGCUGCUCAUGAACCUGCAGGAGUCACAGACCCAGCUGCAGCACACACAGGGCGCCCUGAGUGACCAGAACGAGCGAGUCCAUCGCCUCACGGAGCACGUCAACGGCAUGAAAUGUCUCAACAGAGACAAGGAGCGUGAUGACCCACAGGAGAGUGAGAAACCUGAUGGUGGCUCCUUAUCACCACCAUCCAAUGGCCAUCGUGAUCCCGAUAUCCAUGGCUUUGAGAUUUUGGAGUGUAAGUACAAGGUGGCAGUGACGGAGGUGAUCGACCUGAAAGCAGAGCUCAAAGUACUGAAGGAGAAGUACAACCAGGCUGUGGAGGAGCAGGGAGACAGCCACAGUGACGACCGGGUCCAGGCACUGAGUGAACAGGUAACUAAUUUGGAGCAUAGUCAUCGUGAUAGCCGGGAGAGGGUGUCGAGCCUGGAGGCAGAACUUCGAGCAGCCGCGAGCACAGCCUCAGAGAGCCAGGGCAUGCUGAAUACAGCACAGGAUGAGCUGGUAACCUUCAGCGAGGAACUGGCACAGCUCUACCACCACGUCUGUCUGUGCAACAAUGAGACACCCAACCGCGUCAUGCUGGACUACUACCGCCAGAGCCGUGUCACACGCAAUGGCUGCCUAAAAGGCUGUGACGACCAUCGGGCUUUGCUCUCGCCUCGUCUGGCACGACGCCUCGCUGCAGCAUCUGCGGCCUGCUCCUCCGAGGCCCAACGCAGUCCCAUGGACUCUCCAUCCAAAGACGGCCAUCACAAUGAGAAAACAACCAACACAGGGGACUCUCCAUCAUGUCACAGCAGCCCCACCCGCAACCCCACGGGCUCCCCAGUCAUCAGCAUCUCUCCUUGCCCAUCUCCAGUGCCCUCAGAAGCAGGUGGAGACCUGCGGAAGGAGCCCAUGAAUAUCUACAACCUGAACGCCAUCAUCAGAGAUCAGAUUAAACACCUUCAGAAGGCUGUGGAUCGCUCACUGCAGCUGUCCAGGCAGAGGGCUGCAGCAAGGGAGCUGGCGCCGAUGCUUGACAAGGACAAGGAGUUGUGCAUUGAGGAGAUACUCAAACUGAAGUCCCUGCUAAGUACCAAGAGAGAGCAGAUAGCCACACUCAGGCUGGUGCUGAAGGCCAAUAAACAGACAGCAGAGGGUGCACUGGCAAAUUUGAAGAGCAAGUACGAGAAUGAAAAGACGAUGGUGACGGAGACCAUGAUGAAGCUGAGGAACGAGUUGAAGGCUCUGAAAGAAGAUGCCGCCACCUUCUCGUCUCUCAGGGCCAUGUUUGCCACAAGAUGUGAUGAGUACGUCACCCAGCUGGAUGAGAUGCAGAGGCAGCUGGCGGCAGCAGAGGAUGAGAAAAAGACGUUGAACUCCCUCCUCCGUAUGGCCAUCCAGCAGAAACUGGCCUUGACCCAACGGCUGGAGGAUCUGGAGUUUGACCACGAGCAAACUUACCGUGGCCGUGGCGCUAAAGUGCCCAGGAUAAAAAGCAGCCCGCCCAAAUUUCUUGUAGAUUGUCAGCAGCCUGCUGCCUCAGUACCGUCACUCUCCCCACAACUAAGGCAAGGGAGAGCCUCCCUAGCCCGCAGUCCUAAAUAUUUGGCAGACCUACAGGAACACCGGGCAGUCCUGUUCAGCAGCAAUAGCCUUCUCUCCCCCCACGACGUUCGUAUCUGUCUGGCCCAGCAACCCAAGCCCCCUGGCACCUAACCCGCUGCUCCAGGCCAGGCCUUGGUCUGAUAGGAGUCAUGCAGAGACAAAGACAAUCUGGAUAGGGGUUCCCUCAGUUUAACUCCCCCCAGCAGUCCCACCUGGUGCUUACUGACCUCUUUGACCCGCCUUAAGCUAUGCAUGGUCCUGCCUUUGGCAGGCCUCUACCUGGUUACCUAGGUCGCAGAAGAAGAGCAGGAUGCUCUCUUCUUCUCUGAAAGUGACAUCCUGUCCUGACAAUAACUGAACUGAGGCGCAAAAUGAGUGACAAAUCACGGGAAUCUUCUCCCUUAUUCGUAUGAGUAUUUAUUUAUAAUUUAUGUACUCUAUUGAUUAUUUAUUUACAUAUUGAUUUGUGAUAAGUUUCUGAGAUAUUUAUUACUGGAAUGUUUUUUCUGUGUUUGUUGGUCAUUGUUGAAUAUGGAAAUCAAGAGGUGUUUUACUGCUGUGGUGAAGACGUCAUUAAUCACAGACUAUCUAACACAUUCAAUACUGUACAUGGCCGGUACUCCUGAAAAACCAAUGCAACUAAAACCAGAACUGCAAAAGUUCUUACUGGUCUUGUGAAGGUUUAAAACUGGCCUAACCAUACGGCAUUUGAAAUGUUAGAUUUUGUCGGUAUUAUAAUAACCAAAACAUAUGUAUGCCACUUUUACAUAGGAGUGUAGAGUACAUUAGGUUUGACAUUGCAAACAGACUAAUGAAGAAAAUUGUUCCUUGUGGUGGUGAUGGGGGGAUUUCAGCUACCUUUCUAACGUCUUUAGUCUUUCUUGGGAUGCUUGUGUUUUUUUUAUACAAAGAUUUUUUUGCAAAUCAUAUACCAUUUUAUACCUCCUAUUAUUUGUAUUUAUUUUUACAGCAGACUAGUGACAUGGUUUUCUGUUAUGUAGCUUCAGAGACUGGGAGAGACAACAGACUGAAAGUUUGAGAUCAGGACUAGAGCUGUUGGUCUGGGUUUUUUGCCUUUUGAAUUUCACAGGUUUAAGUGACCAUGGAGGGAACUGACUUCCAUCUUUUAAACAUUAGUUAAGAGCAGAGGAUUCCCCAAAGGUGGGCCUCUUCUGGAGUUACCAUCAGUCUAAUGUCAACAUUGUAUUCACAAUAAAGUAUUCUCUGUCUUCUCUCUGUCACUAUAUUGGCCACAACCCCAGAAAACUGUCAUUAUCGCCAUUAGUUCUUCCUACUUUGAAAAUGACAGAAAUGACAUGUUGAAUAUCGCAAGCUACACUUGUCUGUCAUCGUAACAUCUCCACGUUUAGCUGUCCCUACAUGCUUCCUCCAAACAGUAUGCAGUACUGUCCAAGCACAAUUAUGCUCUAUGCAUUAUAGCAAUACAGUAGUGCCGGUCAUAGACUGAUCUGAUUAAGAUUUACUCAAUCUUUUAACCAUUUCCAUCAUCAUGAACUAGCCAGCAGGAUGACAAGAAAGGCAAUACAGCAGGAUUGUUCCCAACUUUUUCAGAAAAAAUGGGCACACAAUCGAGAUAUUGUUUCUUUUUGAAAUACUGUUCUGAUCACAGAGGGGCAAAGUCGGACUGAGAUGGAUGUAAUGUGUGACGUUUAUUAUUACAUUAAUGAAGCUACAUCUCUUUGUCUUUAUACACUCAUGUCUUAAAUGUUCUCCUCGCUGCACUGAAUACAUACUUUUGCCAGAUGGAUAUGAAACAGAUAAACUGAUACUACAUAGCCAGUAUAGUGUUGUAAUGCCAGAUAAAAGCAUUUCUGCUACAUCAGCGAUGAAUAAGUGGACUCUUUCUCUUCUCCAUGUGUGUACAUUUGUCUUUCUUAACAGUGUAGAUUGUUACUUUUGCAACUACGGAGUGAUGAAAAAAUAUUUGUGGUCCAAAAGUAGCUUCUGAACCCACACAGGCUCAUUGGUGACCUAACUCUUUGUUUGCACAAUAUAGCAGUGGAUGGAGAGAGACUGAUCCGAUGAAAGACAAAAAGAAGCAAUGUGGUUUAAAAAGAACAAUAGCUUUACUCCAGUGGGUUUAACAGUUUCUCCUCCAUUUAAAAACAGUGUUUAAUUGCUUUCACAAGUAAAUAAAAGACCUGUCCUUGGAUUUGUAUGUAA
This is a messenger RNA of Cottoperca gobio, 4862 nucleotides long. RefSeq names its product bicaudal D homolog 1a (gene bicd1a). The record is from RefSeq and is a predicted model, not a curated record. Lineage: Eukaryota; Metazoa; Chordata; Actinopteri; Perciformes; Bovichtidae. Gene Ontology annotation, biological process: protein localization to organelle; microtubule anchoring at microtubule organizing center; positive regulation of receptor-mediated endocytosis. Gene Ontology annotation, cellular component: Golgi apparatus; cytosol. Gene Ontology annotation, molecular function: cytoskeletal adaptor activity; dynein intermediate chain binding; dynactin binding.